Messenger RNA from Paramecium pentaurelia, 772 nucleotides. NCBI's taxonomy places the organism in Eukaryota, Ciliophora, Oligohymenophorea, Peniculida, Parameciidae. The record is from the annotation of a GenBank genome assembly.
AUGUAUAUUUAUUAAAAUGUUUUGAAAUCUUAACUUGAAGAAUUAUCAUUUAUAAGAACUGAGUACAAUGGUGAAAACACAGAACUUAUUGCAAAGACUUUAGCAGAAGCUUAUACAGUACAAUUUAUCAAAUUAUUAGAAAAAAAAUGAUUUAUUUAAAGCAUUGAAUAUAGAAUAUGCUUAAAUGUAUGAAGAAUUUAAGUCUUUUUUAAUAAAACAUACAUAUAAAUGGAUUUUAGUAUACUAUGAGAAAUAAUCAUAUGAGAAAAACAUAUAUAAUAUUGUAGCAAUUAUUUCCUAUACUGAUAUCAAUGAUCUAAAACUAAAUGAAUAAGAAUAACUAAUAAAAAAUUAUGAUAUUGUUCCAUAAAUCAAUAAAGUCAGAUAAUAUGUUAGGCUUAAGGCUUUGAAGUACUUUUUUGAUAGGUAUCAUCCAAAGUAUGGAGAAUAUUGUGUGACAGGUGCAUUUGCUUUUUCUACAAAAUAUAUGGGAGCAAGACAUUCUCUCAGAAUAUAUGCUGAUUCGAUAGAGUUUAUUCAAUCCAAAGGAUAUAAAUAUGGUUUUGGGUGGACAGCAAAUGAUAUUGCAAAAAACUUAUAUGAUAAACUUCAUCUUGUACUUCGAGAAGAAUAAUCAUUAGAAAGCUUAUAUGUAGAAGAGAGUAAAAGUUAUCCUUAUAGAAAUAUCAAAAUGAUUCAAGUUCUAUAUAUUGGUGAAGUUGAUUAAUCCGUAAUAAAAUUGAGAAAUAUUUUGAGUAAUAAAUAAAAUUGA